Messenger RNA from Saimiri boliviensis boliviensis (Bolivian squirrel monkey), 636 nucleotides. The record is from RefSeq and is a predicted model, not a curated record. NCBI's taxonomy places the organism in Eukaryota, Metazoa, Chordata, Mammalia, Primates, Cebidae.
AAGAGUCUUUCUCCAGAAAGAUGCUCUUUCUCCAAGAUGCUUGACCGCUCUUCCUUCCCUGGAUGGCAGCAGCCUGGGGCGGAAGCCAUACCAAAGGGAUGGGCAGGAUGGACAGGAGACAGUAGCACAAUGAGGAGGGGGAGAACGGCAGCUGAAUUGGAAAUGAUGAAAUAAAAUGAAAUGUUAAGAGCUCGCUGCAUUGUAACGAUAGAGGACACAUCCAGAUCAAAUAAGACAUUUUGGGCUGCCGAAGAGUUUAUUUCCUGGAGAUUGGAAGGAGAGGGUUGUUUCCACAGAGGGCUCCAAUGUCAGACAAGAGAUUUCUUAUUGCUGGCACCAGUAGGCACAGGAAGCCCGGAUCCAGAUGCACCAUAUUCAUCCAGAGGCAUGAAAUUCAGCAGUCAGAGCGGAAGGAAAAGGCAUUGAAAAUUGGAGAGGAACCGUCCAAUAAUUUCUAAAAUAAACACUAGUGAAUCAGUACAGUGGAACAACACGUUACCAUUAAAAAAUGUGAAACAAUAUUGAAAACCUGAGAAGAGAUUCAAGACAAAUGCAGACGUGAUGCAUGAAGACUCUGGAUUUACAGUAAUACUACUGGGGUUGAAACCUGCUUCUACUGCUUCCCAGCUGUGUGAU